AUGAAAUGGUUGAAGGAAAAGGAAUCGAAAGAAGCUUUUCUACCUACGUCUACCGUGCAAAAAUCUCAUUUGUGCUUUCUUUUUAAAUUGCAUGUUUUUAAAUUCAUGUCAACUUCAGUGUUUGAUCGCCAUAGGAGCCGGCAGUUCUAUCUGCAGUGUUCAUUUGCCUGUAAGUAUUGCAAAUUUAAAUACAGAUAAAAACGCCUGGAUGGCGGAAUUGAAAGCCGCUUGUCCGAUGGUGGAAGCUGACGUAUUUUUCCGUUUAUUUUUGGAGACUCCGGUUUAGGAAAACGGGGGGGGGGGGUGUUUGCCCAGAGCAUGGGUAGGCAAACUAAGGCUCUGCCCAGUUGCCUCAGGAUCCAGCCUGUGGACAGUCCGGGAAUCAGCGUGUUUUGACAUGAGUAGAAUGUGUGCUUUUAUUGAAAAUGCACCUCUGGGUGAUUUGUGGGGCAUAGGAAUUCAUUCAUUCCCCACCCCAGCCCCCCACAAGGUCUGAGGGACAGUGGACCAGCUCACGGCUGGAAAAAGUUGCUGACCCCUGACGCCCUUUUUAGAAAAGGAGAAAAGAGGACAAGCUUUUGCAACCAUACUACACCAGAUGAAUUGUUGACUGCCAAAUUGGCGACACAGAUUUUUUUAUUUUUUAAAACUAAUACAUUAUAGUGGCCGGAUCCCGAGGUUUUUGCAACAGGAGGUGCCUGUUCUGCGCAUGUGUGCGGCGUAGUAGAGUGCUUCUGUGCAUGCGGCAAAACCCGGUAAAAUACUUCCAGGUUUGUCGCUUACAUAUCCCGAAGUUUAUGCAACCAGAGGGUUAGGUGAGCUGAGGUACUGCUGUAUCUGCACUUCAGGGCAGGUCAUGCAUAGCAGGCGCAGGCGUGGCCCUCCAGCUCUUUUGGGACUACGACGCCCAUCAUUCCUAGUUAACAGGACCAGUGAUCAGGGUUGAUGAGAACUGUAACAGCUGGAGGGCCAAGUUGGGCCAUGCCUGUAGUAGGGGAUAGCUCCUUCCGUUUCCCAUGACAACUACAUCUUGUAACUUGGUCUACCAAUUGAGAAGAGGGUUUGCCAAUGGAAACCUAUUCAUUGAUUCUAUCACUACUGUAUUCUCAAGCGUGGGUGCCAGUGGGGAGAGUUACAAAGUGUGGGGAAACACACUAAAAACAUCCUUUAAAAAAGCUCAGCAACUUUGGGGUAAAAUUGUAAAAAGUAGCUCUAAAAAUUAAUAAUCUUUUUUAAAAAAAUAUAUAUUGAUUUUUAUCCACUCUGAUCCAUGGACAUUAUUUUGAAGCCUUUGGCAAUGCUGGACACAGCUGCCCUUAGACUAGAAUGUCACUUAAAUUGGAAACCAUCUUUAGAAAGAUUUUCUCUCCGGAAGCAUUUUAUUUUAAAAAUCUGAUUUAAAUCCAAAAAAAUCUGAUUUGGGGGUUGUUUUUUUAAAAAAAUCACUGAUUUUUAUCCACCCUGUCAUGUGGUCAUGCAGUGCUUUCAAAUGCUCUGAGCUUACCUGGGAUUGCCCACAUAAGCCUCAAAUGUUCCCAUUUUAAAGAACAAGGAACCGAGGCUAAGCAAGAAUGAUCUAUCCCAGGCAUAGGCAAACUCCAGCCCUCCAGAUGUUUGGGUCUACAAUUCCCCUCAUCCCUGACCACUGGUCCUGUUAGCUAGGGAUGAUGGGAAUUGUGGUCCCAAACAUCUGGAGGGCUGGAGUUUGCCUAUGCCUGAUCUAUCCAAAGGUAUCGAGCCUUUCCUGAAUUGAGGUUUGAAAACUUCACUGCCACGGUUCUGAAGUUCCAGUACCAGGUCAAACAGCAGCCAGUAAGUGCACGGAUUGAUAACUUGUAUUUUAAAAUUAUUAUUAAUAAAAUGAAAUAAUUAGAAAAUUGCUGUUAUAUAAUAUAAAUUUUCUAAGCUGUAGAUAACAUCCUGUGUAAUAGGUCUUGUAUUGCUGGGACUAUAGGAAACCCUCUUGAUAUGAGUCAGCCCUUCGUUUAGCUUGGUGUUGUCAACACUGACUGGCAGCUGUUCUCAUGGGCUUCACGUGUGUCUUUCCCCCUGGAGAUGUCAGGGAAAGCUUAAUAAUUCUAAAAUAAAAUUAUUAUUAUAAAUUAUAUUAAUAACAUUAAUAUUAAAUUAAUAAUAUAUUACUAAUUUUAUAAUCAUAAUUAUUAUAAAAUAAAAUUAUUAUUUUUAAAAAAUAAUGAUGAUGAUAAUAAAAGAUUGAAUUUGUUGGAUUUAAAUCAGAUUUCUUUAUUAUUUAGCAGCAGCUGGGAGGCCAGCCAAAACAGCACAGUUUAUCUACACAAAUACAAUUCGCACGCGGAUAAAAUUGAAAUAUAUAUAUAAAAAAUCGGUCCAGUAGCCCCUUAAAGACCAACUAAGUUUGUUCUAGGUCGAAGUUUUUGUGUGCAUGUGGAUAAAAUAGUCAUUUAAAAAAAUAAAGAUACCCCUGGGUGACAUUUUACAAUAUGCACAUUUAUUGGAGGCAAGGAAACUCUCUCUCUCCCAGGCAAAAACCGGAAUACAGGUAACAAGAGGCCCAACUCCGAUUCCAAACCAACGCUUUCCAAAGGAAAAUUCCAGGAAGGGGAAAGCCAAAUGUCCUUUUUUUCGCCCUUUUUCCGAGCCAGACAAGCACAAUCACGCUUCGAAUUCCGCACUAUUUCUUGGAAGGAAGGAAGGAAAUCAAAGUUUUCCAAAUCCGGAAGACAAGAAACAUUUGGAACCAAAAUCGCACAAAUCCGGCGGACAAAGUUGCCUAUCAAUACAGACCAGCCAGUGCUCGCAGGACAUGGGGAAAGGGCUUCAAUCAUAA
Molecule: messenger RNA, 2809 nt
Organism: Podarcis lilfordi (Lilford's wall lizard)
Lineage: Eukaryota; Metazoa; Chordata; Lepidosauria; Squamata; Lacertidae
Source: the annotation of a GenBank genome assembly